Molecule: messenger RNA, 1921 nt
Organism: Dalotia coriaria
Lineage: Eukaryota; Metazoa; Arthropoda; Insecta; Coleoptera; Staphylinidae
Gene: Pgm2a
Product: phosphoglucomutase 2
Exons: 7
Coding region: 1-1809 (602 amino acids)
Biological process (GO): carbohydrate metabolic process; purine ribonucleoside salvage
Cellular component (GO): nucleus
Molecular function (GO): magnesium ion binding; phosphopentomutase activity
Source: RefSeq, a predicted model, not a curated record
AUGGAUUAUUUCAGCGAGGAGUUGCGCCAAAAGUUGGACGAGUGGUUGGCAUGGGAUCAAAAUAAGAAAAAUCGCGCUGAGGUACAGGACCUUGUCGACAGGCAAGAUGCGGAGGCAGCGCAGAAAAUUAUGCUGCCGCGCAUUUCCUUCGGGACCGCCGGUCUGCGGGGGCGUAUGGCUGCUGGGUACGCGUGUAUGAACGAUUUGGUAAUUAUUCAGACCGCACAGGGGAUUCUACGCCACCUGGAAAACGAACAUAAUGAAAUUCUGAAAAGUAACGGCAUUGUGCUAGGCUACGACGGACGUUAUAACAGCAAAAGAUUUGCUGAGUUAACGGCGGCAAUCUUUUUAAACGCCAACUAUCCAGUUAAACUUUUUAGCAAUUUAGUCCCCACGCCGUUUGUACCCUUCGCUGUGAACAAAUGGAAAUGCGCUGGUGGUGUAAUGGUAACCGCUUCGCACAAUCCCAAAGAGGAUAAUGGAUACAAAGUGUAUGGAUGUAAUGGCAGCCAGAUUGUAUCACCAAGUGAUAAAAACAUACAAAAAUGCAUCCUUGACAAUUUGGAACCAUGGCCUACAUCAUGGAACACUGAUAUUUUAGAGGGCAACACUUUACUUAGCGAUCCCCUCGCCGAAACCAUGGAGGAUUACAUGUCAAUUGUAAAAGGCUCUAUACUUAACGAACAUUUUACGCAGAACGACAAUACAAAUUUGAAGUUUACUUACACUGCCAUGCAUGGCGUCGGCUAUACGUACAUAACUGAAGUCAUGAAACAAAUAGGUUUAGAAAUAGUUCCUGUGAAGGAACAAAUUGAACCAGAUCCAGAAUUUCCUACUGUUAAAUUUCCUAAUCCUGAGGAGGGCAAAAGUAGUUUGGAUUUAUCAUUUAAAACUGCUGAUCAAAAUGGUUGUAAAGUAAUAUUAGCUAAUGAUCCGGAUGCGGAUCGAUUGGCUGUCGCUGAAGUUAACUCCAGUGGCAAAUGGACUGUUUUCACUGGCAACGAAAUUGGCGCACUGCUUGGCUGGUGGCUUUUGCAAUGCUAUAAAAUGAAGAAUCCUAACAGUGAUUUAAAAAAUGUUUAUAUGUUGGCUAGUACUGUGAGUUCUAAAAUUUUAAGGUCAAUGGCACGUGUUGAAGGUUUCAAUUUUAUCGAAACUUUAACAGGUUUUAAGUGGAUGGGUAAUAAAGCCUAUGAAUUAUUAGGCGAAGGUAAGGAGGUAGUAUUUGCAUUUGAGGAAGCUAUUGGUUUUAUGUGUGGUAGUUCUGUAUUGGAUAAAGAUGGUGUCUCUGCCGCUGCGCAUUUAUCUACACUUGCGGUGCACUUGUAUGCACAAGAGCUUACUUUACAAGAUUGCUUAGAUACUAUUUAUAAAAAAUACGGCAAUCAUGUUUCUAAUAACUCCUAUUACAUAUGCCAUGAUGGACCUACAAUUAGUAAAAUUUUCGAGCGUUUAAGGAACUUUAAUGGCUCACGAAGCUAUCCAAAUAAUAUACUCGACGGAAAAUACGAAAUAAUGAGUGUACGUGACUUAACUACGGGUUUUGAUAAUACUCAGCCCGAUAUGAGGGCCAUCUUACCAGUAUCAAAAAGUAGUCAGAUGAUUACUUUUGAAUUUAACAACGGUCUAGUUAUUACCAUAAGGACUAGUGGAACGGAACCAAAAAUUAAAUAUUAUUCAGAAUUGUGUUCAAUGGCUGGAGAAUCAGACAAGGAGGAAUCAAUUGAGCUUUUGAAUGAAAUGGUAACUGCCAUAGUUGAAGAGUUCUUACAGCCAGAAGUGAAUGGAUUGAUCCCUAAAGCUGAUUAAGAUUCAGCAGUAUAUAACGAAUGUUUAUAUGCGAUUUUACUAUAUUCCAAUUUAAUAUAUUUACAUGAUGUUUGUUUUUGUAUUCGAUUUAAGAAAUAAACAAUGAAGCAGU